AGCCUUCACUAUUUCUCUUGGUUUCAUUGCAAAUGGCUGCUCUAAAGUUUUUCCUUUUUUGUUUGGUAUCAAUCUUCAAUCAAAAGACCUCUGUUUCUGCUUCCCAGAGUGAUCAGGUUUUGUGGGCUUUUCCAAAAUCUGACAGAGAAGCGGACAUUCUACGGAAUCUGACCAAUGCUUUUGAGAUUGUGCUUUGGCAACCUGUUUCCCCUGAGAACAUUGUAAGGAAUAAGGAGGUACAUUUUUAUGUCAAUGUUUCUGAUGUAGAUAACGUGAAAGCGGAGCUUAACCGAUCUGCCAUUUUAUUCAGAGUUUCUCUGGAUGAUGUUCAGAAAAUUAUUGACCUACAAACCAUCAAUGACACUGUUACCCCCCGCAGUUCUAUUUCAUUCUAUGAGCAAUAUCAUUCUCCAAAAGUGAUCUAUACAUGGAUGGAUGAAAUAGCCAGAAGACAUCCUGAUAUCGUCCAAAAGAUACACAUUGGAUAUUCUUUUGAUAAACGUCCGCUUUAUGUUUUGAAGUUUUCACAUAGAAGCAGAACUCCCAAAAAUGCCAUCUGGAUUGAUUGUGGAAUCCAUGCAAGGGAAUGGGUUUCACCAGCUUGUUGUCUCUGGUUUACAGGACACGUUACACAAUUUCUAGACAGGGAUGUAACAAUGGCAAGACUCCUACAGCGCCUUGAUUUCUAUGUCAUGCCGAUCAUGAAUGUGGAUGGUUAUGAGUAUACAUGGACUACUAAUCGAAUGUGGAGGAAAAACCGCUCAAAGCAUGGCAACAACAAGUGCAUUGGGACAGAUCUGAAUCGCAAUUUUGAUGCAGGCUGGUGUGGAAAAGGUGGAUCCAGAAAUGACUGCGAAGAGAUUUACUGCGGACCUUACCCCGAAUCUGAACCAGAAGUAAAAGCCAUGGUUAAUUUUCUCAGAAAGCGCAAGGAUCGUAUUAAAGCAUACCUAACAAUGCACUCUUACUCCCAGAUGGUUCUGUUUCCAUAUUCAUAUACUAAAAAUUUAUCUAAAGAUCAUGAUGAGCUGCAACUGGUGGCAAACCAAGUGACGGGGGCUAUUAGAAACGCCUACCGCAACCGCUACGUGGCAGGCUCUAGUGCACAGACAAUCUAUUUAGCCCCGGGUGGUUCGGAUGACUGGGCUUAUGACCAAGGUAUUAAGUAUUCUUUUACUUUUGAGCUUCGGGACCAAGGAAGAUAUGGAUUCUUACUUCCUCAGCAUCUCAUUAAGCCAACCUGCUACGAAGCAAUUACCGGAAUCAAAAUCAUAGCUUCACAUGUGAUUAACAAUAUGUAAAACAUGCAAUCCCAUUUUGGCAUUAGGCAGUACAGCAUUACAUACAGACAACUUAAUUCAUGCCGUUUUGCUAUUUUAAUUUUAAAUAGGACUUGUUUUCCAUGUUAUUUUUCUAUGAUAAACAGUAUGGAUAAUGAAGGCCGUUCAAACCUGAUUCUGAAGAAUGGCUUUAUGAACACAGCAUUGCUCAGCUGCUGUUUAAAAGCAUUUGCAACUUUUUCCCCAUACAAACCUGAAGAAGGCUGCUACUGCUUUAAAAGUCAACUGGGACUCUUAAAGUAGCUGCAUGGGGGUGGGGGGAGGGGGUUUGCUAAGCUGGAAGCCUAAAAAAAAAACGUGGCUGCUUUAAUGAGUAGCAAAGUAGUGCUAUCCUUAUGCAAGGUUCAAAACCUUUCUUGAGAUCAUUUCUGAAAUAUGCGGCUCUAUUAGAAAUAAUUGAUUUCCAUCUAUUGUCUGUAAGUACAUUCAAAGGGAAACGGCCAAAUUUUAGGCCUUUUUCUAGAAAGAAAGAACCCAGCCUUUCAGCCUUGUGUUGUUAACAGUGCACUAUGUGAAAAUGUCACAGAACCUGCAAGUGGAGGAUCAAACAUAUGUAUGAAAAUGAAGCUUUGUAGUGGUACUGAUCUCCAGCUUAGGAGGAAUAUAGAAUAUUUUCCUUAAUUAAUUUGGUAACCAUGUGGUGUUGAGACACUCUACCAGUGCUUCAGUCAGCAACAUUAAGCAAUUUUAACAAGGACCAAUAAACAAAACCUGUGUUAAUACCUUAUAAUUAUCUUAGUAGCACAAAUAGAUCACAUCUGUAACUGGAUCUUUUGUCCAUUAUAGACAAUGAGAAUAUUUAUAUUGUUCUUCUUUAUGAUAUAAGCCUCCUGUUCUUGUUAAACAGCUUAAAUAACAUCACCUGUGUGCAAGAGAUAAUUAUAAUCUAACACCGCAGAUGGUAGAACAAAUCUUAAGAAAAAGACCCCAGGGCGGCAUUUCUUCCUCAAAUUAUCCAAUGGCGCAGAACACUGAUAAACUGAAAAAAUAGGAUCAAUACUGGGGUGGGAUAUUUAGAGAAAGAAAACAAAAGAAAAGGCAGAAAUAAAACAAUCCAAUUUUCAGAAGGGUUCCGAAGCUCUGGUCACAGUCUGAAGACCAUCUGUGAAUGGCCUUGGGUGAAACCAAAUUGAAAUGCAAACUGAAGAAACAUCUCACCCAAAACCACAUUUUCCAACUGUUUUCUGGAAUGUAGGUGCCUCCUACUGACUGAUCAUACAAAGCAUCCUUGGUUGGAGAGAUAAUUGCAGUUAGGU
Pseudonaja textilis is the source of this 2596-nucleotide messenger RNA. It is a transcript of the gene CPB2, whose product is annotated as carboxypeptidase B2. Gene Ontology annotation, biological process: proteolysis; fibrinolysis. Gene Ontology annotation, molecular function: metallocarboxypeptidase activity; zinc ion binding. The record is from RefSeq and is a predicted model, not a curated record. NCBI's taxonomy places the organism in Eukaryota, Metazoa, Chordata, Lepidosauria, Squamata, Elapidae.